AAAAAAAAAAAAAAAAAGCUUCUCUUCCUUGUUGUGGGACAGAGGCGCUCGAGUCGUUUUUACUUUUAACAAUCAUUAAAUCGAACUCACAACAACUCUACCGUCGUCAUUGUUAAGAAACGCGAACCGAGCGUGGGUUGAAAUUCAACGUGGCUGUUGCUCUUUUAUUUUGUUAGCCGCUAACUUAGCAGCCAACUCAACUUGGAAGUUCGAAUCGCUUCGAAAACGAGUGUUGACAAUUAACAAAAAAAUAAUAACCGAUAUUCUAAAAAACACAAGUUCCUUUAACUUAUAUUUUACCAUUAAGUUAAAUGCCAGCGCCCAGUGUCAGGAAUUCGUACUGGAGUGAAUCAGGUGUAUGAGGCUCAGCUUCGCAGUCCCGAUGUAAAAAGGCGUCAAGCUCAUGGCACCUCCCAGUUAACGCCAUGGCCCAGAUAUCGAGAGGUAAUGGCUUUAAGGUGGACGUCCCCCAGCCUAAGGGGCUUGUGGGUAAAGAGGAAGCCCUUCGCAUGGAAGAGGAGGCUUUAGCCAAGCUUCAGAGGGACAAGAGGCACACGUUCUCCUCUUCUCCCACCGGGAAGUCCUCUCCCAAGUCAACCAAGCCCAAGUCUGCCAGCGUCCCUUCCGCUUCUUCUCAACGUUUGCCCGCCGCCAAGAGACCAGAAAAGGACCUGAUUGUGUUCCCCGAGACCAAGAAGCAGCCGGAGGCCAACAAGUUCAGGGACAUCGAUGUGGACAAGCUGACCAACAAGGAGCUGGAGAAGCUCCUGCUCGAUGAAGAUUUUGGGGCCAACAGUAAAGUAACCCGCCCGUCGUCGCUGCUGGGCUUUAACCUCAGCGCUUCUUAUCCCGGUGGCAAUACGGGUAGCUCCUCCCCUUUCCAAGGUUCCCAAUGGACGCCCAUCCUGUCCACGCCGUCGAGUUCGGCCGUGUCCACGCCCACCCAUCAGCCGGCACCCUUGUUCCCUUCCGCCUCGUUCCCCAAGCCGUUCCAGAACGGCUUCCCUUCAGCCAUGUCGCCCUUCAUGCCGCUGCCUGCCCAGCAGACUUCUUUCCUGCCCUUCGCUCCCAUCCAGCCUGCCGCCAGCGCCGCCAUGGUGUUCCCCCCGCCGCCUGCUGUGGACCCCGAGAUGGCAAAGCUCUUUGACAAGAUUGCCAGCACCUCGGAAUACUUGAAGAACGGCAAGUCGACCUGCACUGACUUAGAUUCGGCUCCGGCGCGCCCCGCCUCCCUGGCGCCCAACCCGGCGCCCCAGCAACCGGCGGCCGCGGAAUCCACCGGCAUCGGCCGCUUCGGCUGGCUGGACCUGGACCCGCUGACCAAGCGCAAACCCGACAACGAGGAAGCCGGCACGCCGCCGGUUGACCAACCCGAUGAGGCGCUGGGCGUUCCCGCCGGGGAUCCCUGGGACGCCGUUCUGGAGACUGAAGAAAAAAGUAACAAGGGGGAAGCGUCCGGGUCGGCCCGGUCGCAGCAGAGGAGGGCGUCGACCGGGGCGGCGGUCACCAGGAGCCACUCGCUCAACAUCUCGGGAAGUUCCUCACAGCACAAAGCAAACUGUCAGGACAAGGGUAGAGGAAAGGGUCUACUGAAGAACGAUGCCCUGGAAACGCAAGACGCUCAGAACCUGGAGGUGGUGGCCUUCUGCAAAGAUGUUGCGAGCCUGCGCUCCAAAUUCCCUCACGGCGACACGUCCAGCAACCCCGGCUACUUCCGUAGUCCCGUGAUCGCCCAGAGGAACGUCGGAGGAGACGGCACCAGCUGCUCCGUGAAGGUGUCCAUCGAGAUCUCCGACUCUCAGCAGCCCGUGACCUUCACCUGUGACGUGAAUUCUCCAGUGGAGCUCCUGAUCAGUCAGACCCUCUGCUGGGUCCACGACGACCUGGACCAGGUGGACUUCUCCAGCUACCUCCUGAAAGUGUGCGGCCGGGAGGAAGUGCUGCAGAAUAAACACAGCCUGGGCAGCCAUGAGUACGUCCAGAACUGCAGGAAGUGGGAGAAUGAGAUCACAUUACAGCUUCUGUCUCACUCCACCAUGAGACGGGACUUGGCUCGCACUGUGGAGGAUGACAACGCAUCCAUCAACUUGGAGAGACACCUAAGCUACGUGGAGCGACCAUUCAAGGAGACCGCCACUAGACAAGGCCUCAUUGACUACCUGGAAGGUUAUCACAACCAAGUUAACAUCUGCCUACAAGAUGAGAGUACCCAGUACAAGACCGUGGACCGGGUGGUGCAGACGGUGAAAAACUUCUGCUGCGCUCUGGACGAGGUGGAGACUCAGGCUGUCGCCGAAGCCAUCAAAAGGCUACGACACUCCGUCAAUCUGCCGAGGACGCGCUCGCCGAUGGUGGGCUUUCAAACACUCGGGUCAAAUUUGUUGGUGUGUAUGUGGUCGUUAAAAAUGAAUCUUCUGUUUCAGUUGGGGUCCCCAUCAUCUGGGCAGACUGCAAACGGUCACGGCAGCCCAGUGGACGAGAGCAUGGCGCUGCUCACCCAGGCCGUGUACGACUUAGCCAAGCUCUACCUGCGCUCCUUCUGCGCGCCGUCCGCCGCCUCCUGCUCGCUCAACGGAGACGCGGCCGAGAAGGUGCAGAGCAGCAAAGAAGCCUCCGGAACGACGGACCAUCUCCAGUUCACCCUCUUUGCCCUGCACGGCAUCCCGGCCAACUGGGUCAGCAGUUACGAGAAAUACUUCCUGGUGUGUUCCCUCACCCACAACGGCAAGAACCUCUUCAAGCCGGUCCAGUCCAAGCGAGUCGGCACGUACAAGAGCUACUUCUACCAUAUCAAAUGGGACGAGAUAAUUCAUUUCCCCAUCGCCGUGGCGGUGCUUCCCCUGGAGUCCAUCUUGGGCCUGACCCUGUACGGUGUGCUCAACCAGAAUGCCGGAGGCUCGCCGGACUCCAACAAACAGAGGAAGCCCCCGGAGAUGCUGGGCAAAGUUUCCAUGCCGCUGUUUGACUUCAGACGGGUUCUCGCCAGGGGCACCCGGCUGUUGUGUUUGUGGGCGUCAUUACAGGGAGGCGUUGCUGGUUCUGCAGGCGGCCGCAAAAGGAUGUCUGCGGAGAGAAUUGUGCUGCAGGUGGAUUUCCCCAACCCUGCGCUGGAUGUUUUGUAUGUGGGACCUCUGGAACCUGCCACUUCAGAGCCAAGUCCAAAAGAGGAGCUUGACCGCGACCUCCGACGCAAACUGGAGAAGAUCUGCAGCCGAGCGUCCAAUUUUGGGCUAAGGCGAGCAGACCACCAGCUCCUCUGGGACCACCGUCUCCAUUGCCGGCGGGAUCACCCCAGCAGCUUGCCCAAGGUGUUGGCCAGUGCGCCCAGUUGGGAUUGGGCCAGCAUGGCGCACAUCCACUCCUUGCUGCACCACUGGCCCCCGCUGCCUCCCGUCACUGCCCUGGAACUGCUCGACUCCAAGUUUGCUGACACCGAGGUCAGGCGGGUGGCCGUCAGCUGGGUUGAGAAGAGUACCGAUGACGAGCUGGCGGACUACCUACCGCAGUUGGUGCAGGCUUUAAAGUUCGAGUGUCACCUCAAGAGUGCCCUCGUCAUGCUGCUGCUUUCCCGGGCGCUCGGCAACAUCAAUAUCGCACACUACCUCUACUGGCUGCUCAAGGACGCCGUGCAGGAUGCGACGUGGGGACGGCGUUACGAGCGCGUGCUCGGCGCCCUGCUGUGCCUGUGCGGGACCAAACUGCGGGCCGAGCUGGAGAAACAAACCCAGCUGGUCACGCUGCUCGGGGCCGUGGCCGAGAGGGUGAGACAGGCCGGCGGGUCCACGAGACAGGUGGCUCUUCUUGAGGGUCUUGAAACCGUUCAGAACUUUUUCCAGAGAAGUCGUUGCCGACUUCCCCUCUUCCCCAGUCUGGUGGCCAAGGAACUCAACAUCAAAGCCUGCUCCUUCUUCAACUCCAACGCUCUUCCUCUCAAGCUGGCUCUGGUUAAUGCUGACCCGCUAGGAGAGGAGAUCAAUGUUAUGUUCAAGGUCGGAGAAGAUCUGAGGCAGGACAUGUUGGCGCUGCAGAUGAUUCGCAUCAUGGACCGCAUCUGGCUGCAGGAAGGACUGGACCUUCGCAUUGUCAACUUCAAAUGCAUCUCCACCGGCAAGGACAAAGGCAUGGUGGAGCUGGUGCCGUCCUCCGACACUCUGAGAAAGAUCCAGGUGGAGUACGGCGUCACGGGCUCCUUUAAGGACAAACCGUUGGCCGAGUGGCUGCGCAAGUACAACCCCGCCGAGGACGAGUAUGAGAAGGCGUCCGAGAACUUCAUCUACUCUUGCGCCGGCUGCUGCGUGGCCACCUACGUGCUGGGCAUCUGCGACCGGCACAAUGACAACAUCAUGCUGCGCUCCACGGGCCACAUGUUCCACAUCGACUUUGGCAAGUUCCUCGGUCACGCUCAGAUGUUUGGCAGCUUCAAAAGGGACCGAGCACCGUUUGUGCUGACCUCUGACAUGGCGUACGUCAUUAACGGCGGCGAGCGUCCCACCAGUCGCUUCCAGCUGUUUGUCGACCUCUGCUGCCAGGCUUACAACCUCAUUCGCAAGCACUCCAGCCUUUUCCUCAACCUGCUAUCACUGAUGACGUCAUCGGGGCUUCCAGAGCUGACCGGCUCCCAGGACCUGAAGUACGUUUAUGACGCGCUGCAGCCGCACAACACCGACGCAGAGGCCACCAUCUUCUUCACCCGACUGAUCGAGUCCAGCCUGGGCAGCGUGGCCACCAAGUUCAACUUCUUCAUCCACAACUUGGCCCAGCUCCGCUUCUCGGGUCUGCCGGCCAACGACGAGCCCAUCCUGUCCUUCUCGCCCAAGACGUACACCUUAAAGCAGGACGGCCGCAUCCUCAACGCUUCCAUUUUCUCAUUCCAGAAGAGAUACAACCCUGACAAACACUAUACUUAUGUGGUGAGAUUGCUCAGGGAAGGGCAGAACGAGCCCCAGUUUGUCUUUCGCACUUUUGAUGAGUUUCAGGAGCUCCACAACAAACUCACCAUCCUCUUCCCCCUCUGGAAGCUUCCAUGUUUCCCGAGUAAGAUGGUGCUAGGCCGCACGCACAUCAAGGAGGUGGCCGCUAAGAGGAAGCUGGAGCUGAACAACUACAUCCACAACUUGAUGAGGAGCUCAGCUGAGGUCACACAGUGCGACUUGAUCUACACCUUCUUUCAUCCGGUGGCACGGGAUGACAAGACGGAAGAUUUAGAUGCGACCCAAAGAGCUCCUGAGCCCCCGUUGAGUCCAACGUCGGGCCGCGUGGAAGGCGAGAUCAAGCUGUCCAUCUCGUACAGGAACAGCAACCUCUUCAUCAUGGUCAUGCACAUCCGAGAUCUGGUGUCUGAAGAGGGGACGGAUCCCAACCCGUACGUGAAGACGUACCUGCUGCCGGAUCCACACAAGACCUCCAAGCGCAAGACCAAGAUCUCGAGAAAGACUCGGAACCCCACCUUCAAUGAAAUGCUGGUGUACAGCGGCUACAGCAAGGAGACGUUGGGCCUCCGCGAGCUGCAACUCAGCGUGCUGAGUGCCGAGUCACUCCGCGAGAACUACUUUCUGGGUGGCAUCACGCUGCGCCUCAAAGACUUUGACCUGGGCAAGGAGACGGUCAAGUGGUACAAGCUCACUGCCGUGCCCUACUUCUAAAAAAAAAAAAAAAAAAAAAAAAAGCCACCUGAAUUGUUUCUGUGACAAAACAAUCGCCGCUUCCUUUUUUUGUCUCUUCUCCUAUUAACAAUGAGAUGUAAUGUUUUGUACAUUUUGAUAUUAGAGGACCAAAACUUUCACAAGAGUAAAUAUAAAUAUAUAGAGAGAGAUAGACACAUUUAUUUUUUAAGGACUAGAAACAAUUUUUUUUUUUCCUUUUCUUUUUUUUUUUUUUUUUAACAUGUGCUCCUUCCUUAGGGGGCUUCACAUUUUGCUGCUUUAACCGCAAAACACUUUGGGAUGGUCUCACAAGCCGGACUUAAGGUUAUAAACUACCGGAUUCUCCCUGAAGGUGUUAAGUUGGCGGUAUUACUUGCAGACAUUUGGGUAGUUGAACCCACCAGAUUUCAAAUAAUCAAUUACAGGACUCUUCCUGGAAAUGUUAAGUUUGCUGUUUCAUCUCAGCGUUUCAGGUCAUUUGACAAGAAAUUCCCGGUAUUGCAAAAAAAAAACAGUCCCCCCCCCUCUCCCCCUUUAAAAUGUGCCAAAUUUAGCUAAAUACAGCAGCACGAAUUUACCACUCAAACAGGUGCCUUAGUGACGGCUCACAAUCUCUUAUAAUAACCCGGCCUUACUGCUCCACUUAUUUUGAAUAACCACCUCACAAGGAAGAUGUAUUUUGGAAAUUGCUAAGUUUUUUUUGCAAGGUUGUUGUUUUUUUAUGGUCAAAGUGGGCGUCCACUAAUUGCACACUCGCUGGUGUUAAUGGCAAGACAGCACACUUUGUGACUUCACUUGCAGUGCCUACAUGUCUAUUUGCAAUGUUCCGGGUUUCUCCCGUUCAGCACUUUUUACCCUCUCAAUGAAAGAAAGAAAGAAAUAAAGGGAACAAGAAAACUCACAAUAAAGAAAUUAAUCAAGUUUUCCAUGACAUGCAGGUGUGUUCAUAUAUCAUGACAAUGUUGACCAUCGGUGAAAAAAGUGAAACUAAUGAUAAUUAAUCCCACUUUGGUUCACUCUCGUGCUGUAUAAAGAGAGCAUUUGUGUUAACACGGCCAGUUAUUUAUUAUUAAUUGGUGACUUGUACCUUCACUCCUCAAUGGCACAGUGUGUGGACUUUAAUCCCUCUUUCCUAAAGCAAAUUAAAUGUUUUUUGGAACAAA
Molecule: messenger RNA, 6805 nt
Organism: Syngnathus typhle (broad-nosed pipefish)
Lineage: Eukaryota; Metazoa; Chordata; Actinopteri; Syngnathiformes; Syngnathidae
Gene: pik3c2a
Product: phosphatidylinositol-4-phosphate 3-kinase, catalytic subunit type 2 alpha
Exons: 32
Coding region: 426-5642 (1738 amino acids)
Biological process (GO): phosphatidylinositol-mediated signaling; cell migration; phosphatidylinositol-3-phosphate biosynthetic process
Cellular component (GO): phosphatidylinositol 3-kinase complex; plasma membrane; cytoplasm
Molecular function (GO): phosphatidylinositol binding; 1-phosphatidylinositol-3-kinase activity; 1-phosphatidylinositol-4-phosphate 3-kinase activity
Source: RefSeq, a predicted model, not a curated record